UUUGCGUGAUAAACAUCAUAUAGUUUGCGCAUCGCACGGAAACGCAGGUAAACCUGAAUCAAACACAAUAACAACAUAGCGGCGACAUUUUUACUACUUUGUUGCUACUGCUACUAUAAGUUCUUAAAAGAAAAAAGUGUUUGAAGACGUGCAGGCGAGUGAAGAAAAAUUUUACUCGAUAAGGAGGAAUAUUUUCUGAAGAAUUUGUAUGCAAAUGUGCAGUGAUGCGCAAAAUUUCGCGUUGUAUAAAAAAGUUAAAAUAGUUAAGAAAAAAUAAUUGAAAACGAAUUAAAAUGACGAUGCAAUAAAGGCUUGCAUUUAAUCUGGAGUCAAAUUUAAAGUGAAUAAGUGCAAAUGCGUAAGACAGAAAAAUGGGUGUAGAAUGAAAACUUGGUGACAGAGGCCAAUUUUAUCAUACUUAUGCACCACGCAAUCAUUCCAUGUGCUUUUGUGUCGUUGAAAUUUGUUCGAGGUAUAUACGAACUAGCGUUUGCAGAUAAAAUUUCAAACGGCGCGAAAUUUUCAAAGAUUAAAACUCCAAACUUCACAAUGCAAUUUAAUUAGUGUAAAGGCUUUAAAAAACGAGGAAAAGUUAAAGCUACUUGUGAAAAAUCGCGCGGACAUUUUGCUGAUUUUGCAUCUGAUUUUUUCUGUUCAAAACGUAAGUAAACCGUUACUUUACGUUACGCGGUUAACGUUGACGACACGCACGAAAUCAAGCUGCGCAGCGCUGAAAUGUCAAAAGUUCACGUGGUGCUGCUAUCGCCCACGCAAAGCUGACGGCGAGAGAAGUAACGUUACUUUUUGUAAAAAAUUAUGCAAUUAAUAAAGAAACUUCGCAAUUAAAUAUGAACUAACGUUAAUUGUGCAAAAACUAAGAAAAGAGGAAGCAAAAGCAAAAGACGCCUAAUCGAAGGGAAAGAAGUGCAUGCGUGUCAAAUUAAAUAAAUCAAUCAGAAUGCAGGAAAAUUUAAAUCAGAAAUAUAAUAAUUGAAAAUAACUGCGCCUACAGUAGUGCAUGUAAUAUCUCACAGAUCAUCUCAAAUAAAGAUAAAACCAAAUUGAUAAAGAAACAUUGCGCCAUGCUAAGCUAACAGUUAAUAAAGUGUUUACAAAAACAAAACCAAAAAAAAAAAAAACUCAACAAAAUUUAGUUUUCUAAACACAUUUUACAUUGUAAGCCAAUUAUAUAGUUUUAUGAAUAAUUUAUUGUGUGCAACAACAAAAAUUCGAAAAAGUCUUUCUUAAGAACAAAAACAGAAGAAAAAAAAGUUAUUAGUUGUGUGCUCCCAAACUGUUUCCUGCUGAUUUUAAACAAAAACAGAAAAUAUCCAACGAAUUUUAUUUAGAAACUAAACAAAAGUGAAAAAUCGUUUAAUGCCAUAUAGAAAGGAUUAUUUAUAAAAAAAAAACAAAACACACUAGACCGAAUUUUUGCGGACAACGCUACAAGGCAGCUAUAAUUGGACAUAUUCGUCGGCGUAAAACACUACUUUGGACUAAAUUCCCUAUACGGAUUAGCUACAUACCUAAAACCAUAAAUCUUUCAAAAUGAAUUGGAUAAACUUAACAGCAGCCACAAUCCUAACGCUCUUAGUCAUUGUCAAUGAGGUCCACAGUUCCGGUUUAUUUGAAUUACGCUUACGUUAUUUCAACAAUGAUUACGGACGCGAUAGCGAAGGCAAUUGUUGUAGUGGCUUCUCCGAUCCGCAAACGGGCAAAUGUAUCGGUACAUGUAAGACACGGUUUCGCGUUUGUCUCAAACAUUAUCAGGCGAAAAUCGAUACGACAUCACAGUGUACGUAUGGUGAUGUUGUGACGCCGAUACUGGGUGAAAAUUCGGUAAAUCUAACGAACACGCAAAAAUUCAAAAGCAAAGGUUUCACGAAUCCCAUACAAUUUGCCUUCAAUUUUGCAUGGCCGGGCACGUUCACCUUGAUCGUCGAGGCUUUGCAUGAUACGAACAACAGCGCCAAUACGCGCUCAAAUAAUUUAUUAAUUCAACGUAUGUCGCUGCAACAAGUGCUCGAAGUAUCGACUGAGUGGAAAACGAACAAGAGCGAAGCUCAAUACACUUGGUUGGAAUAUGAUUUUCGUGUCACCUGCGAUGCUCAUUAUUAUGGUCGCGGCUGUGCGAAUCUGUGUAGGCCACGUGAUGAUUCAUUUGGGCAUUAUACCUGCUCGGAGAGCGGUGAAAUUAUCUGCUUGAGUGGCUGGCAGGGAGAUUAUUGUGAUAAAGCUGAAUGCACCAAAGGAUGCGACCACGGCCAUUGCGACAAGCCUAAUCAAUGCAUUUGCCAAACCGGUUAUAAGGGACCUCUGUGCAACGAAUGUGAACCGUAUCCCGGCUGUGUGCACGGCACAUGCAACAAACCCUGGAAAUGCAUCUGUAAGGAAGGCUGGGGCGGUUUGCUUUGCAAUCAGGACCUGAACUACUGCACCAACCAUCGUCCCUGUCAAAAUGGCGGUACCUGUUUUAAUACCGGCCCUGAUCUAUACACCUGCAAGUGUCCACCGAAUUUCCUUGGCUCUGAGUGCCAGACUGAGAUCUCUUCAUGCAAGGAGGCUAAUCCCUGUCAGAAUGGCGGCUCUUGUCGUGAUGAUGCUUCCAAGCGUGGCUACAAGUGUGAUUGUUUGAAAGAUUGGGGAGGACCGUUGUGCGCAGAAAGAAUGAUCACUUGCCUGGAUAAACCGUGUCGUCACGGCAGCUGCCGCAACACUACGAAAGGAUUUCAAUGCGACUGUCCGAGCGGCUACAGCGGGCGCAUCUGUGAACUGCAUGUGGACAACUGUAAUCCGAACCCCUGCCAAAAUGGUGGUAGCUGUUUCAUGACUCCGUCUGGAAAUCACCAAUGUCAGUGUCGUAGUGGUUUUACAGGUAGCAUGUGUGAGCAGAACAUAGAUGAUUGUCAGGGCAAUCCGUGUCAGAACGGCGGCACCUGCAUCGACAUGGUCAAUCAGUUUCGUUGCCAAUGCGUGCCUGGAUACUUGGGUUCUUUGUGCGCAGAUAAAGUAGAUUUGUGCUUAACGAAGCCUUGUGCGAAUGGCGGCGUCUGCACGAACCUCAACAAUGACUACAGAUGCACAUGUCGCGCUGGCUUCGCAGGCAAAGAUUGUUCUAUUGACAUUGACGAGUGCAUGUCGGCACCUUGUCGCAAUGGUGGCACCUGCGUAAAUCGCGUCAAUAGUUUCCACUGCGUUUGUGCCAACAACUUCCGCGGUAAACAAUGUGAGGAUGAGUCUUACGCAUCGGCUACGUAUAAUGCACGCCAAUACGAAGCGACGCCACAAGCACGCAGUGACGGUUUGACAAGUGGGCAAGUCUUUCUGAUUGCUAUACUUUCGGUCGCUAUGCCUGUGGUGGCGGUGAUUGCAGCCUGUGUUGUGGUUUGCAUGAAGCGCAAGCGUAAGCGUGCCCAGGAGAAGGACGAUGCGGAGGCUCGCAAACAGAACGAACAAAACGCAGUGGCGACGCUGCAUCACAACGUAAACAGCGGCGCUGGUAUGGGCGUUAUGAGCGGCGUGGUAGGCGGUGUAGGCUUGGGUAUAAAGCGCACCUCUUCCUCUGGGCUGGCCUUCGACAAUUCAAAUCCAAACAUUAUUAAGAACACCUGGGACAAAUCAGUGAAUAACAUUUCCGCUUCACCGAGUACAGAUGACUGCUUGAAUUCAUCGCUUUAUGGCACAGCGUUAGCCAAUUAUGCAGCAGAUAAUAACGCCAAUUCGGAAUUUUGUGGUGUCGGCCAAAUAGCGCCUCUGCAACGUGCCAAAUCACAGAAACAACUCAACACUGACCCCACUCUAAUGCACCGCGCCUCGCAACUGUUGCACAGUGCCGCCAGUGCUGUAGCCGGUGCAAGUGCUGCUGCUGCGGCUGCAAAUGCUGCUGGCGCCGGCAUGAGUGGAGUGAUCGGCGGUAAUGGCGCUGUUGGUGGUGGUGGUGUUGCUGGUGUUGGUGGUGCAACCAAAGACUAUGGUGUCCAUAGCAGCAAUGGCGGCGGCGGCGGCAUAGCCGAAGGAAAACGCAUCUCAGUGCUAGGUGAGAGCGCCUAUUGCAGUCAGCGAUGGCAAUCGUUGGCGGCGGCGGGUGUGAGUGGUGGUUGUGCGUCACAAAUGAUGGCUGCAUCAGCAGCGGCAGCGGCCGCGGCGGCGGGGAGCAGUGCGGCGGCAUCUACAGCGCAUCAACAACAACAACAGGCGCGUGCGGUGAUGUGUGGCACGCCACAUAUGUGAGCGCGUGUUGUAAGUGAGCAGUUUUUGGCUGUGGCGUCAAGCGAGGUGAGCGGACACGGGGAACGCGUGCGUAUGGUGUUAGCGCGUUGGUGGGGGCACGCGUAACGAGCUGUUGCUACAUUUGCUACGAUAUUUCUUACAAAAAAAAUCUUAUUUUCUAUAUUAAUAUAAUUUUUUUUUUCAUGUAAAUGCAAGAAUUUUUACAAGUGAAAAUGUGCUGCACCACCUUUUCAAUUAACUUACAUACACGCAUAUUUACAUACUUAAAUUUUUCUGUAAUUUUUCGCUAUUGAAAAGGACUGACGUUGAUAAGAAAUUCAUUGUAAAAAAGCCGUAUACGUAUAAAUUAAAAUUAAUUAUAUUUAAAUAAAUUAGAUGUGCGCAAUUGCGAGAAGCGAAGAGCGAACGAACGCGAAUGGUGGUGAGAAGGCAAACACUGACAUUUUUUUAGAAAUUUAAAAAAUUUACAAAAAAAAAACCAAAUUUGCUGUAUGUUGUGUGCUUCGUAGAAUUUACAAGAAAGAAACUUAGCGUUAUCAAAUUUUUAAUUAUAACAAUUUACUAAAUUUAAAUAUUUAAUAAGCGAAAAGCCUAGAAAUGACGCAUUCCGCUAGUAGCAAACGACGAGUAAUUUUUGCAUGACGCAGCCACACAUUUGCCGAUCAGACAUUUUUGGAUCUUUCUCUCUCAUAUAAAUUAUGUGCGAAUUUUUCAAAAUCUAGUUUUUUUAUUCAAUUUUUUUUUAGUGGAGUGCGCUGAUUGCUGCAGCUGUGACGAAUAUUGAAUUAAAAAAUACUUCUUAUUAAAACUAAGGUGUAAAUGACAAAGCCACUCUGCUAAACUAUAAACAAAAAAGACAAAAUGAAGUGUCUGUUAAAUUGGCAUUUUAACUUGUUGCAUGCAACUAAAAACAAAAACAAAAAAAACCGAAAUUUUCAUGUUUCAAAAAUUAGUUUGUAUAUAAUAACUUUUGCUAGUAAAAUUGCCAUUUAUUCGACACAUUACAGAUUACUUGCAAAUGCUUAGAUUUUAGAAUUUUUUUUCACAAAAAUUCCACUGUUCAAGAAAUUGAACCUUUUUGUGCUACGCCCGCACAUAAUUUUAUUUAGGUACACAUUUUUUUCCGAAAAGCAGUUUGUGGCGUGGCGCGCAGCAACAAAAACAAAAAACGAAAUUAAGUGACUUGUAAAUAUUGAUUUUAAUUUUUUUGAUUAAAUUUACGCUCUUUUGACUUUCUAUUAGUUUAUUUAAACAACAAAAUUCUAAAUUAUGAAUUGUUCGUGCGGUGUGUUUGUGUUUUGUGCGGUGCAUAAAAUUUUUUGUAAUUUUUAAGCGACGUGUUUAGGAACAAAGAUUCAUAAAAAAGCAACUAAAACUAUAUUUUUGGUGAAUAUCUUGUUGAGUUCAAAAUAGGCUUCAAACUUUUUUCGAAUUUUUUUUAUAAAUAUAUGCACAACUUUUGAACUCAAAAAUAUUUUUCGUAUUAGAUAAAUAUUUUUAAGUUCAAAAAUAUACUUUGAAAAUGUCUGAUUGUUGUUGCAAUGCUUUCUUAAACUUAUUUUUCAAUAUAAUUUUUUAGGCCAAAAAUUUGUAUGCUGCCGUAGAUAUAAAUUUUAUUCUAUCAAAUAAUUUUGUAACAAAUAGUUUUUGUGUUUCUAGCCGAACAAAAUUCUGGCACCCCGCACACUUAACCGCCCUUUGCGCUCCUCUAGUUAAUUAGUUAACAUUUAUUUAUAAAUUUAUAUUUCUCACGCAAAUUUAGCAUACAUUUUAUAUACUCUUACGUAAGUAGUACACAAGCAAAACAAACAAAUCAUAAAGUGAAGACAAAACUUUUAUAUUAAAAAAGCAUUCGAUAGUGAUGUCCCUUAUUCCUAAACUAAAUUAAACUUAAUUUCUACGCUAUUUUUAUUUUAUGCAUAAUAUACUUAGUUCAAAUAUUACUUGAAAAGCAAGCAAACACAAAAUUAUUCUAAAUUUAAAAGUCGAUUAAUUUUUUUCUUAAUUUUACAAGUAAAAAAAAAACAAAAAAAUAUGUAAACACUUAAAAAAUUUGAAACUUUGGCAUAUCGUUGUUUAAGAGUUCAAAAUGAAUACACAAAGUUUGUGGCUCACUUGAGUUGUUCAAUAAUGUUUUUAAUAAAAAGCUAAUAAAACUUUUUUGGAAACACCAACCUAUACAUUUUUUUCAGUGUCACAAAUCAAGUCAGCACAAUUUUAGUGGUAUGCACACACAUGCAUCCAUACAAUUUGCUUAGUUGUAAUUAUUAAAAAACUACUUUUUUACAAAUGACAACGCACAACAGAACUGGAAAGUACACAUACACAUACCUAUACACACAAACUAUGGAGUAACACAAUGUAAUGAAUUUAUUAAUUUCUAAGCGCUACUUGUAUGAAAAACUAUUCAUAUACAUUUGAAUUCUGCACAGAAAUAUUUUAAGCAAAUGAAAUUAAAAAAAGUUUUACCGACCACAAAGCAAAUAUUUUAAAUUACAACUAAAUUGUUGAAAAUGUGUGAACUAAAAUUUAUUGUGAAAAAAACUGAAAAUGAAUGAAAAAUUAAGCAAUUCAAUAAUAUUUAUUGUGAAUAAGAAAUGUAAAAAAGUUGUAUACUACGAGUUAAAUGAAAAACAAAAAUUAAAAAAAUAAAUACAAUAAAAAAAUGUAGAUCUUA
Messenger RNA from Anastrepha ludens (Mexican fruit fly), 6910 nucleotides. It is a transcript of the gene Delta, whose product is annotated as neurogenic locus protein delta. Gene Ontology annotation, molecular function: calcium ion binding. The transcript has 6 exons. Gene Ontology annotation, cellular component: protein-containing complex; plasma membrane. Bases 1552 to 4233 code for a protein of 893 amino acids. Gene Ontology annotation, biological process: establishment or maintenance of epithelial cell apical/basal polarity; multicellular organism development; cell communication. The record is from RefSeq and is a predicted model, not a curated record. NCBI's taxonomy places the organism in Eukaryota, Metazoa, Arthropoda, Insecta, Diptera, Tephritidae.